ACUAAUGGCCUCACAGAGCGAUUCAAUCAGACAAUCUGUCGUUCUCUCAGCAAGUUAGUGAAUGAAGCACACAAUGAUUGGGAUACAAAGCUAGACACUAUUCUGUUUGCAUACCGAGUGUCGAAACACCGAUCAACCGGCUAUUCGCCAUUCUUCAUGAUGUUUCAUCGUGAAGCUCGGCUGCCUAUAGAAGCAGAUGUAGAGCAAAACGAAACAGUGACCAGUGAAGAUAUAGAUACAGAGACAACUGCAGAUGCUUUUAUUGAGAAAAUGCUCAAGAGGCAAGAAGAUAUAAAGAGCAUAGCUGGUGAAAACAUAAAAAAAUCUCAAAAAAAGCAAAAGGAGUGCUAUGAUAAACGGCAUUCACCAGAGGAACUGCAACCUGGAAUCAAGGUUUUGGUUGAGAACACCCAACAAAAGGAGAGGAAAGGUGGAAAGCUCGAAAACAAGUAUAGUGGACCAUACAUUAUUAAGACCUCAGAUGGAAAGGGUGUCUAUACCCUUAAGGACUUGGAUGGGAAGGUGUUAAAAAAGAAAUGUAAUAUCAAACGUCUCAAGGCUUAUAUGGAUCCUUCUUCAUUGGUUGAACAAAAAGCUCUCAGUGGCCAAACUCCACCGGAUAAAUCCAAUGGCUCUACCCCACCAGAGAAAUCCAAUGGCCCUACCCCACCAGAGAAAUCCAAUGGCCCCACCUCACCAGAAGAUCCAAAUGGCCCCACCCCACCGAAGAAAUCCAAUGGCCCCACCCCACCAGAAGAUCCAAAUGGCCCCACCCCACCGGAGAAAUCCAAUGGCCCCACCCCACCAGAAGAUCCAAAUGGCCCCACCCCACCGGAGAAAUCCGAUGGUCCCACCCCACCAGAAUAUAUGGACAUGGACCUGUGGUGACUCAUUUGCAACCAAUUGAUGAUGUCCCCUUAGAUCGUCCACCACCACCUAAGAGACGAAAGUCUAAUCAGUCUGUACCUAAGAGUCAAAAGACCAGGUAUGCUGGGAGUCUCUGGAUACCUGACUUAGAUCUACGUUACAGGGAUAGGGCAGUUGUAAAGAGAGGAAAACUAUGUGACAAGCAUAUGUAUGCUGCCCAUGAAGUGCUGAGGUAUGCGUUCCCUCAUCUGCAUGGUCUUCAAUCGACAUUACUUACUCAAAAAGAGUUUAAAGCAAUGCAAUGUCAUGACUCUGUUGUAAGAGCCGUUCAGAUACUAUUUGUUGAGGAAAGAGAGCACUGGGUUGUUUCCAGCCUCACCAAUGGAAAACUGAGACUAUACGACAGCUGUUCAACUGGAGAAUUAACCUCAGUCUUCAAGUACAGCUAGCUCAAAUAUAUGGCAAUCAAUUUGCGGUAAACAACAAACUCAAAGUUUACAUUGAGCCUGUACAGAAGCAAGAAGGAGAAAUGGACUGUGGUGUUUUAAGCAUUGCAAAUGCAUACAAUGCUGCACAGGCGAAGAGUACAAAAGAUGUAACGUAUGACUCACAACAAAUGCGUUCACACAUUCAGCACUGUUUUGAAGCUAAAACGUUCAGCACUUUUCCUCAAUCUAAAAAUUCGGCAGCAAUCAACAGAUGUGAUCCCAAACAGAUAACCAUCGAGCUGUACUGCACUUGUGGUCUUCCAGAGACAUAUGAUAGCCGAAUG
This is a messenger RNA of Halichondria panicea, 1639 nucleotides long. RefSeq names its product circumsporozoite protein-like. The transcript has 6 exons. The record is from RefSeq and is a predicted model, not a curated record. NCBI's taxonomy places the organism in Eukaryota, Metazoa, Porifera, Demospongiae, Suberitida, Halichondriidae. The coding region runs from base 157 to 888 and encodes 243 amino acids.